Nicotiana tabacum (common tobacco) is the source of this 740-nucleotide messenger RNA. Lineage: Eukaryota; Viridiplantae; Streptophyta; Magnoliopsida; Solanales; Solanaceae. The record is from RefSeq and is a predicted model, not a curated record.
AGUUGAUAUUCUGAAGUUUGCCGCUGGAGUUGAAUCAAAUACCAAUCAUCCAAUUGGAAAAGCAAUUGUAGAGGCUGCUCUGACUGCGAAUUCUCCAAAAUUGAAGGUUUUGGAUGGAACAUUCAUGGAGGAGCCUGGAUCUGGUGCUGUAGGGUAUAUUGAUAAUAAAAGGAUUUCUGUCGGCACACUGGAAUGGGUCAAAAGGCAUGGAGUUCUUGAGAAUCCGUUCCUAGAAUUUGAUGACUUUAAGAACCAAUCAGUAGUAUAUGUGGGAGUUGAUGGCGCCCUUGCUGGUCUAAUUUAUGUUGAGGAUCAGAUCAGAGAAGACGCAAGGCAUGUUGUAGAAUCUCUGUCGAAACAAGGGAUUAGCACUUACUUACUGUCUGGUGACAAAAAGAAUGCUGCCGAAUACGUCGCAUCUGUUGUUGGCAUCCCUAAGGAAAAUAUUGAUAUAGAAGGACAGCAAAUGGAAUCAGAAAUAGAAAAGAAAGCAUAGGGAUCAAACAGUAAGGAGUGGUAGGGAGGUCUGAUGCUGGCUGGAAUACUCACGAAGGAAUGACCGUGAUGGUUGUUUGCAGGCUGGGAUGACAUUUGUGCACCAGUGCAGGGGGAGGGGAGGGGUAAUUAAUCCACAUGAACAGUGGUGUGCUGGUGUCGGUUUCCUUAAAUAUGAAAAGGUGGGGCUCGGUGGGGUUGAAUGGGAGAAAUAGAAAUUUGUCCGAGGAGAUGAAUACUUUCUC